UUUGAAAAGAAUUUUGUAGUGACUUUUAUUAAUUUCAUUAACAGACAUGGCAACUUUUUUUGGUGAAGUAGUAUUUCCAGUUUCACGAGCAUUUUGGGAUGAAGAAGAUGAAAAUAAAACUAUUGAUUAUUCAGUUAAUCAAUUCAAAUUAUCUAUUCAAUGGUUAAAAGAAAAACCACUUGCAAUUGAUACUUUAAUUAUAGUUGAAGGCGAAAUGCUAAUUGAUUUUUCAAGAGAAUGUUUGUGUCCAAAUUCUAAAGAAAUAUGUUUCGUGGAAGAUGAAAAGCAAAAGAAAAUAUAUACAAUUUAUGAAGUCAGUGAUAAAGUUUAUUUAGGUAUUGUGUCUUCUCAUUUUGAUGUAAAAUUAUCAGGAAAACUUGUGGAAAAAUUGAGUGACAUUAUAUUAAGUGCAAAAAGUACAAUUUGUAUAACAUGUCGUCAUAUAUCACAAUUUAAAAAUAAAAAUGCACCAACAGUACCAUCUUUCUUGAGGAUGUUAACUACAGAGAAUGGAAAAAAUAUUUGCAAAUUGAAAGAAACAUUUCUAGAGCAACCAAAUAUUAUAUAUGGAGUGGCAGCAGGAGUAUUGUCAUAUGCUCAAAUUAUGGAACUACCUUCAGUUUUAUAUAUUUUAUAUACAGAUAGUUUUGUAUUGGAUUCAUUAUCUGCAGAACCACUUUUAAAAUUAUUUUCAGCAAUGAAUUGUACAUUACAUGAUGUUACAUUUUCUGGAAAAGAUUUUUUCAAUAAAGGCAAUCUUUAUAUGUAAAA
Molecule: messenger RNA, 771 nt
Organism: Apis cerana (Asiatic honeybee)
Lineage: Eukaryota; Metazoa; Arthropoda; Insecta; Hymenoptera; Apidae
Gene: PSMG1
Product: Proteasome assembly chaperone 1
Biological process (GO): proteasome core complex assembly
Cellular component (GO): endoplasmic reticulum
Molecular function (GO): proteasome binding
Source: RefSeq, a predicted model, not a curated record